Molecule: messenger RNA, 1305 nt
Organism: Xylona heveae TC161
Lineage: Eukaryota; Fungi; Ascomycota; Xylonomycetes; Xylonales; Xylonaceae
Exons: 6
Coding region: 178-1074 (298 amino acids)
Source: RefSeq, a predicted model, not a curated record
AUUUGAACGUAUUCGGCGACUAAAAGCCGUAGGUGAACCGUCUCUUUAAUAUGAUGGAGCGCCAUCGAUCUUCCUUCUUCCUGUUCUUCUUUGGCUGUUGUGGGGAGCCAGCCAAACCACCUCAAGUAUCCAAAAGGAUCUCCCCAAUGUGAAAUUCUUCCUCCUUAGCUCCUUGCAAUGAACCGGAUGAGCUCUGGUGACUUUGAAGACUGGCCUCUUCGACUACCGCAGCGAGGUAGCAGCAUUUCUUCCUCGACUCAAGAUUCUGAUUCCGCAAGCAUUCUAUCACUAUCACAAUUUCCCGUUCCCCCUAGCCCGGCAACGUCUUCCGCAACCAGCGGAAGAUCAAAAUCCAUACAAUCUUUUCAGGAUGAGACGAUCAGAUUGCAGCUUCAUCCCGCUGUAACAAUAUCAUUCUUACGCGGAGCAAAAUUGUUCAAGAUACAGCACGCAUUUAUUGAUAUUUGCAAGGACGCCAGUGGCCAUCUCAAGUAUCUAGAGCUGGGGGGCGGAAUUGGUCAUCAAAGUGUCUUUCUUCAUACAUUUCAAAAUACCAAACUCCCUGUACCGCAUCUCGAACAACCCAGACUUACUGGAGAAAAGACUUUCCGAGUGUCAUUCCUUGAGGAGCAAACUGUGCAAACCGGGCAGACCGUUUUCAAUACACAAUUAUCAUAUACCUUUUAUGACUGGGAAGAUUGUGUUCGUUUCCAAGAAUUGCUGCUUGCAUCAAAAAUCAUCCUCACUGCAAGCCUAGCUGAAGCAAGCUCCAAGGGCCGUGGGGAAGAAUGCAUCAGCCAAAACUUGCGCAUACUUCAAGGGUGGAAUGAUCGACGAGUGAUUCUCUUUUUUGCCAAUUCUCAACGAAAGGAAAAGAAGACUUAUGUUUCCAUACCACUCCAUUGCAUUGAUCGCGUGGUCAAUGCCAAGAAGGCAGGGCAUCCGGUCGCGUUGCAUCUCUGCCCUAAUUUUGAUAUCCUUUCCCAGAUGAAAGUGUUGCGGGUAUCCUUUCUGGAUGAUGAAGAUCGAAUAGCCUUUUUCCAGACGGUAUCUCAGGGAAUUGCGCAUCGAUAGCUGCAAAUCUCUCUUUUCCACCUUGCCUCUCCAACGACCGCCUUUACAGUUUCAUCACUGUGUUUCUAUGAUAUUUGCGGCUCAGGGCAUUUUGCGAUUUGUCAGUUAUUUUCAUUGUCGGGAGUUUUCGUGACGGAUAGAAAUACCCUUAAUUUACGAUAGUUACGAUGUCUCUCCAAUAUCAUUACUACGACUGCAAUCUAAGCAAAUAUACAUGCUACGAUUACCGCC